Messenger RNA from Pseudomyrmex gracilis, 1500 nucleotides. RefSeq names its product tubulin alpha-1 chain. Gene Ontology annotation, cellular component: microtubule; cytoplasm. The record is from RefSeq and is a predicted model, not a curated record. Gene Ontology annotation, molecular function: structural constituent of cytoskeleton; GTP binding. Bases 140 to 1495 code for a protein of 451 amino acids. The transcript has 3 exons. Lineage: Eukaryota; Metazoa; Arthropoda; Insecta; Hymenoptera; Formicidae. Gene Ontology annotation, biological process: microtubule cytoskeleton organization; mitotic cell cycle.
AAUUGUUGGUUGCUCGGACGUGAAUCGUCGCAUAGUUGUUAGCAGAAGCUCCAUUACUUGCUUUCGCCAACUAUCGAUCACCCGUGGUGACUAAUUAGCUCUCUUUUUUACGAGGAAGAAGAUUUAUCAAUAAAACAAAAUGCGUGAGUGCAUCUCAAUCCACGUUGGACAAGCCGGAGUACAGAUCGGUAAUGCCUGCUGGGAGUUGUACUGUCUUGAACAUGGCAUCCAGCCGGACGGCCAAAUGCCGUCUGACAAAACAAUUGGAGGUGGAGAUGACAGUUUCAACACCUUCUUCAGUGAGACUGGCGCUGGAAAACAUGUACCCAGAGCUGUCUUCAUUGAUUUGGAGCCUACUGUAGUUGAUGAGGUUCGUACCGGAACUUAUCGUCAGCUCUUCCAUCCGGAACAAUUGAUCACUGGCAAAGAGGAUGCAGCUAACAACUAUGCUCGUGGGCAUUACACCAUCGGCAAGGAGAUCGUCGAUCUUGUGUUGGAUAGGAUUCGCAAGCUUGCGGAUCAAUGCACGGGUCUGCAAGGUUUCCUCAUCUUCCACUCAUUCGGCGGUGGCACCGGAUCUGGUUUCACGUCUUUGCUGAUGGAACGUCUGUCUGUCGACUAUGGCAAAAAGUCGAAGCUUGAAUUUGCGAUCUAUCCGGCUCCCCAGGUCUCCACCGCUGUUGUCGAGCCGUACAACUCCAUUUUGACAACGCACACCACCCUCGAACAUUCCGAUUGCGCAUUUAUGGUCGACAACGAGGCGAUCUACGACAUCUGCCGCCGUAACCUUGACAUCGAGAGACCGACCUACACGAAUCUGAAUCGUCUGAUCGGUCAGAUCGUAUCGUCCAUCACGGCGUCCCUGCGAUUCGACGGCGCUCUAAACGUCGAUCUGACGGAAUUCCAGACCAACUUGGUGCCCUAUCCGCGAAUUCACUUCCCUCUGGUUACAUACGCGCCCGUCAUUUCGGCCGAGAAGGCGUAUCACGAACAACUAUCCGUUUCGGAGAUCACAAACGCCUGCUUCGAGCCGGCCAAUCAGAUGGUCAAGUGCGACCCACGUCACGGCAAGUACAUGGCCUGCUGCAUGCUGUACCGCGGCGACGUUGUGCCCAAGGAUGUAAACGCGGCUAUCGCCACCAUCAAGACUAAACGUACCAUCCAAUUUGUUGAUUGGUGUCCCACCGGUUUCAAGGUCGGCAUCAACUAUCAACCGCCAACCGUCGUACCCGGUGGCGAUCUCGCUAAAGUUCAGCGCGCUGUUUGCAUGUUGUCGAAUACCACCGCCAUCGCAGAGGCUUGGGCGCGACUUGAUCACAAGUUCGAUCUCAUGUAUGCCAAGCGUGCGUUCGUUCACUGGUACGUCGGCGAGGGUAUGGAAGAAGGAGAGUUCUCCGAGGCGCGUGAGGAUCUCGCCGCCCUCGAAAAGGAUUACGAGGAAGUUGGAAUGGAUUCCGCAGAGGGCGAGGGCGAAGAAGGUGCCGAGGAAUAUUAAAAAAA